AUGAUUAAAUAUAAGCGUGAAUUAUUUAGAACUCAGAUUAGACAAUAGUUUCAUUAAAAUGUUUUCAAAUAGAAAAGAGUAUUAGCUAAUACAUAGAUAUAAUAAACUUUUUCUUUUAAUCAAUUAAUUGAUAUGAUUAAAAACCCUAGAAUAAUAACAUAGGAGCAUUUGAAAGAAUUGAAUUCUUGCUUACUUUUUUGUAUUAAUUAGAAACUAUCAAAUGAACAAAUUUAGUUAAUUGAGAACAAUAUUGAUAAUUUACUCUCUCUUUUAAUGUAUUAGAUUAUAAAUAAAAAUACUUUAAUUUUGGAGUCAUUAACAAUAUUUAUCAAUUUAACAUUUUUUUCAGAUGAAAUAUAAGAUAAGUUACUCACUAAUAGCUAUAUGAAUUUCAAUAUUCUUUAAAUUAUAUCAGGAUUAAUUUCAAAUGGAAAUGAAGUUAGAACUGCAUUAGAACUUUUAAUAAAUGUUUGGUGUAAUUCUAAUUCCCAAAAAUUAGAAUAAUUAGAUCUUAUAAUUGCUAUUAAUGAUCUUACUAAUAAUUCUAUUUCUAAAAAUGAUAAUUAGACAAUUUUAUUAAUAUCAAAAUGUCUAAAAAAUUUUGUUAAUUGCAUUUAUGAUGAUUUUUUACUUUUUGAUUGUGAUUAUUUAGUGGAAUUGAUAAAGAAACUAUUAAAUUAUGGAUUAAAAGAAAAACCAUAAUUUAUAUCAGAUUAAAUUGAGAUUUACUGUAUUAUAGUAUAGAAAUUAAAUUUAAACUUUUUAUAAUAAGAUAAAGAUUUAAUACUAAAUUUGAUAAAUUUAAGUAUGGAAUGUAUAACAUUAGUAGAUUAAAUUACUAAAUUAUUAUCCUAUUUUUGUAUUAAUGAAACAGAAUGUUUUUAUGAGUUAUUACAAAAUCAAGUUAUUGAAUAUUGUAAAUUGGUUAUUAGAUUAAAUAACAAUGAAAUAAUACCUUCUGUACUCAAUUUAUUAAGUAUAAUAUUUUUUUAAUUAUCAUAAACUUUCAAUAACUUAUUGUAACCUUUUUAUGAUGAUAAUAUUAUACUUAAAGAAAUUAUAAGGUUAAGUGAAGAUUGUUACCCUAAAAAGGUAAGAGAAGCUUCAAUACGUUGUAUUAAGAUAUUAAUUGAAAGUUCAAAUGAAUUAUAAAUUUAGAAUUUAGUUGAUUUGGAAGCUCAUUUAAUUUUAAUAGAUUUAUUAAAAGACUUUUCUCUUGAUUAAUUUUCUACCUUAUUUACUUUAUAAUCAUUAAAUAAUUUAUUAAGUGUUUUUAGUGUUCAAGCAUUUUAAAUGGAUUAUCCACAUCAUUUAAUGUAAUACGCUUUGUCAAAUAAUUAAGAGAUUGCAGAUGAAGCUAAUGAAAUAUUAUUGAAAUUUGAAGAUGAUUUUCAUAAUAUAUGUUAGUGA
This is a messenger RNA of Paramecium pentaurelia, 1410 nucleotides long. The record is from the annotation of a GenBank genome assembly. Lineage: Eukaryota; Ciliophora; Oligohymenophorea; Peniculida; Parameciidae.